This is a messenger RNA of Monoraphidium neglectum, 1494 nucleotides long. Its product is annotated as Zinc finger CCCH domain-containing protein. Bases 1 to 1494 code for a protein of 497 amino acids. Gene Ontology annotation, molecular function: metal ion binding. Lineage: Eukaryota; Viridiplantae; Chlorophyta; Chlorophyceae; Sphaeropleales; Selenastraceae. The record is from RefSeq and is a predicted model, not a curated record. The transcript is spliced from 5 exons.
AUGAGGCGCUACAAGGUUGCGGACUGCGACAAGGUUGCCCCCCACGACUGGAAGAACUGCCCCUUCGCCCACCCCAACGAGCGCGCGCGGCGGCGUGACCCCUACAAAUCCGGUUACUUCUCCGACCUGUGCAACUUUGCGCGCAACGGCACGCCCUGCCCCAGGGGCGACCUGUGCAGCCUCAGCCACAACACUUUUGAGAUGUGGCUCCACCCGGACCGCUACCGCACUCAGAUGUGCAAAGACGGCACCGCAUGCGACCGCCAGAUCUGCUUCUUCGCCCACACCCCAGAGCAGCUACGCCAGGUGUCCCGCUCCGGCACCCGCGCCGCUGCACGCCUGGCGCAGGCCACCGUUGACGAGCAGCUCAAGGAGCAGCAGCAGGGCAAGGCGGCCCUGGCCAGCAGCGGCGGCAGCGCCAGCAUCAGCGUGCCGGCUGCGCCGUUUUCGGCGUCGGGCAGCCUGCGGCAGCGGGAGCUGAACCAGCAGGCAUCUCAGAAGCAGCAGCAGCAGCAGCAGGAUGACAUGUUUGUAUCGAGCAGCCCGCUCUCUUCUUCCAGCAUUGCAAGCAGCAUCGCCUCGGCCGGCCCCGCCGACCUGCCGCCAGCUGCACUGGCCGCGGCGCUCGCGUCCUGGCAGCUGGGCAGCGGCGUCGGCGCCCCGCCCGGGCUCGGCGGCGCGGCGGUGGGCGGGCCUCCCAGCAGCGGCUCGGGCUCGCCGACUGCUUCGGGGCCGUCGCUGCCGGCGCUUGCACGCAGCUUCUCAACCGGGAGCGUCUAUGGCGGCGCGUCUUUCGGCUCCACGGCUUCAUCCCUGGUCACAUCCAACCCCUGGCUCGCGGGCCCGCAGCUGCAGCAGCACGCGCAGCAGCAGCAGCAGCAGCAGCACUCGCCGCUGGCCAACGCGCAGCAGGCCGCCGCAGCUCUUGGGGGGUACCCGCUCGGCGGUGCGGCGGCAGCGUGGUCGCACGCGGCCCCCUCGAACGACGUGCUGCAAGCGCUGCUGCUUGAGGCAGAGGCGUGCCGCCACGCGGCUGCGGCGGCGUCCGCAGCAGCUCUGCAGGCGCAUGCCGCUGCUGUCAGUGGCGCGGACCGCGCGGCUCUGUAUGCGAGCCAGCUGUGCUCCCCGCCCGGCGGCGCGCAGCUGGGCGGCCCGCCCGGUGUGCUGCCGACCGCGUGCACUCCUUCGCUGCUGGAUGGAUCGGUUGUCGCCGGCGGCGGCGGUGCUGCGGCGGACCCUCUGGCGCUGGGCGGCUCCCUGCUGCGGGGCGGCGCGGGCGCACAUGCGCAUGCGCGCGGGCGCGGCAACGUUCGGGGUCUGACGUACUGGGGGCGGCCCGUGUCCGACCAGGCGUCGUUCAUCACGGCGAUGCUGCAGGAGCCUCUCACAGGCGCCCAAGGCGCGGCGACCGGCUGCGCCGCGGGGCUGGGGGGUGGUGUGGGCGAUCUGCUGCCCCCCUUCGACCUGCUAGGGGGUCAGAUGGUGCUGCAUUAG